Messenger RNA from Mesocestoides corti, 792 nucleotides. The record is from the annotation of a GenBank genome assembly. Lineage: Eukaryota; Metazoa; Platyhelminthes; Cestoda; Cyclophyllidea; Mesocestoididae.
UGCAUAAUCACUUCCCAGACAGAGAACUCACAAUUGGCACCAGCGGCAGCAGCAGUCACCACUGGCUCCAGACUGCCUCUCGACGCCUCUCGACGUCUUUUGAGAAGCAAACGAAAACGUCGAAGGCUCUCUUCGACCACUCUAGUGAUUACAAGCAACCGCAUGAUAUCGGCUGCCUCUACCAACCAAUAUCAGCCUGAGGAGGCACCGAUCUCAAAAGACCGGUUCGUCAGCAUUUAUUUACCAUAUAUUAUUGAUGUUUGGGGUGGUUGCACACAGUCCUCGAAGAAUGCCAGUCCUCGGAGUGGAUUUGACUCUCCAAUUACGGGUUCGAUCUGUCGACAACACCUGUGGACCAAUGAGUCGCCCUUUCAUGCCAGCGCUGUUGCAGCUGUGGAUCUUUUCGAGGAUGAUACUCUUAGGGACGUGGAUGAGUAUGGCGAAGACGAGGAAACGGUAGACAGCUUAGAUGAUGAAGGACUUGAAGAAAUAUUGAAUGAAGUAUUCAACGUGCCGUCAGGUUCUGUUGGUGUUGGUGGUGAUUUGGUCGAGCCACAUCCGCCUACUUCACCCGUCCUGAUACAACACCAUCAACAGCAACUACAGAAUCGGUCUGUCGAACCGAGCGUUCAAAUGCAAACAAGCCUUGAUGAUGUCAAUGAUUGCAUGCUUCUGGACGACUUCCUGAGCAUGGCCGGCAAUUUUGUUGACACGAGUGUCGGUAUCCAGGAUGUGAAAUCAUUUAUUGUAGCACCUCCUGUUCCGAUGCUUUCAACGAUCCAACAGACUUGA